Salarias fasciatus (jewelled blenny) is the source of this 4794-nucleotide messenger RNA. RefSeq names its product GTPase IMAP family member 8-like. The record is from RefSeq and is a predicted model, not a curated record. Bases 146 to 3706 code for a protein of 1186 amino acids. The transcript has 7 exons. Gene Ontology annotation, molecular function: GTP binding. NCBI's taxonomy places the organism in Eukaryota, Metazoa, Chordata, Actinopteri, Blenniiformes, Blenniidae.
GCAGAGAAAAAAAGACCCGAGAGCAACUGAGGAAUGUGGCAGAGCAGGAUUUCCUCUUAAAUAUCGCGUUGUUGGAGAGUUUAAACCCUGGAAGAGGCAGUUUGUGGAAGAAAAACACCACAUUUCUCAGCUCCAUUAGUCUCACAUGUUUUCUGGAGACACGAUGGCGAAUAAAGGACAUGGUUCAGAUCCUCCACUGAAGCGCAGCAGGAGCUUUCCUUUCAUUCCACCUGACAUGUCGGAGCUGAGGCUGGUUCUGUUGGGGAACAGCUGGUCUGAGAGGAGCUCAGUGGGAAACUUCAUUCUGGGAACGAACGCAUUCAACACAGAGGAAGAACUGGAUCAAUGUGUUCUUGUCAGCAGGGAGUCGAAGGACAAAAGAGUCACUCUUAUCAACACUCCAAACCUCUUACAACCAAACAUCUCUCUGACAGAACUGACAGAACAUGUUGAACGUUGUGUGAGUCUCUCUGCUCCUGGACCUCAUCUGUUCCUGCUGGUUAUUCAGCCUGAAGUCUUCACUGAGCAGAACAGUCAGAGGCUUCAGUUCAUCCUGGAGAACUUCAGUGAGCAGCCAUGGACUCAUUCAGUCUUACUGAUAUCAGCAGCUGAAGGGAAGAGGUUGUCACAGUCUGCGAAAACUUUCCCCUCAUUGAGAGACUUGAUAAAGAAAUGCAGAGUCAAACAGUUGUGGAACAAAAACUUCCAACAACACCUGCUGACGUGCAUGAGGGACCUGAUGAAGGAGAACAAUGGAGAGCAUGUAACACAAGAUGUUUCCAGAGUUGCACGUUCAGAUUUAUCUUCUGGUCCCGAAGGUUUGAAGAGAGAUGGAGUUUCUACCAGCUCCAACCAGGAUCCUGUGGAAGGAAACAAACAUGGACUCAGGAUCGUGUUGUUUGGAAAAAGUGAUGACAAGAAAAUAUCACUGGGAAACCUCAUCACUGGGAAGCAAGAGUUUAAAGCUUCAUCCUGGUUUUCUGGAGGAAAGUCAUGUGAAUCUGUCAGUGGAGAGUGGGACAGAAAACCUUUGACAGUGGUGAAAACUCCAGACGUCUUUAAUCUGCCAGUGGAAGCAGUGAGAAAGGAGAUGAAGAGGUGUGUGGAGCUCUGUUCUCCAGGACCAAAUGUUCUGCUGCUGCCAGUGAAACCCUCUGAAUUCACUGAAGAGGACAGAAAAACUCUGAUGUUCAUCCUGAGUCUGUUUGGUCAGGAUGUCUUCAAACACUCCAUGGUCGUCCUGACCCACGAAGAUGAAGGUCGUCACCCCACAGUAGACAGACUCAUCCAGGACUGCCAGCAAAAGGUUCACAGCUUCACUGCUGACUGGAAGGAUCCUUCCAAACGUGGCCUUCAAGAGUUGAUGCAGAAAAUGGAAACUAUAGUGAACACCCUCAGAGGAGAGUUUCUGGUCAUAGAUAAAGAAACAGAUGUUGGAACAGUGAGAAGAAAACCCAAACCUCCUGUGAACCUGGUGUUGUUUGGUCGAAGAGAAGCUGGAAAGACGUCAGCAGUCAAUGCUAUACUGGGACCAGGAAGGCUUGGACCAGCUGCCAACUCCUCAGAGUGUGUCAGAAACCAGGGAGAGGUGUGUGGACAGUGGGUCUCUGUGGUGGAGCUGCCUGCUUUGUAUGGAAGACCUCAGGAGGAGGUGAUGGAGGACGCUCUCAGCUGUGUCUCCCUCUGUGAUCCUGAAGGUGUCCACGCCUUCAUCCUGGUCCUGCCUGUGGGUCCACUCACUGAUGAAGACAAGAGAGAGUUAGAGACCAUCCAGAAGACCUUCAGCUCUCGAGUCAAUGACUUCACCAUGAUUCUGUUCACUGUGGACUCAGAUCCUUCACAUCCAGAUGUUGUCAACUUUGUCAAAAAAGACGACGACAUGAAGAAACUAUGUGAGAGCUGUGGAGGAAGAUUUGUCAUUGUCAACAUCAACAAGAUCCAAGUGUCUGAGCUGCUGAAAGUCGUGGGGAGGAGAUCUGACACUUUCACAAUACAAACACUUGCGUCUGGACAAAUUAAUCAGAUCAUUCAAAAAGACACAAGAAACAACGAGCUGCAGGCUGAACUAGAAGAACUGCAGAAGAGCAGAAAGACUGGUGUUGAAGAAAAGCCGAGGACAGACUGUCUCCGAAUUGUUCUUCUGGGGAAGACCGGCAAUGGAAAGAGCUCCUCAGGAAACACCAUCCUGGGAAAAGAGGUGUUUAAAGCCAAAUCAAGCCAAACAUCCGUCACCAAACUUUGUCAGAAAGCAGUGGGUGAAGUAGACGGUCGUGCUGUGGCUGUGGUCGACACUCCUGGACUGUUCGACACCAAUUUGUCCCAUGAAGAAGUUCAUGAGGAGCUGGUGAAAUGUGUCAGUCUUCUGGCUCCAGGACCACACGUCUUCUUACUGGUGUUACAAAUUGGGCGACUCACCCCAGAAGAGAAGGAGACCCUGAAACUCAUCAAGCAGAGUUUUGGUAGCAAUUCUGAAAAAUAUACCAUCGUUCUUUUCACACGAGGAGAUUCACUGGAACAUGACAAAAGGACCAUUAAAGAAUAUAUCCAUGACGAUUGUGAUGAUUCCUUCAAGAAGUUGAUCAGAGACUGUGGAGACAGAUACCACAUGUUUAACAACUAUAGCAGUGAUAAAAACACUCAAGUCAGUGAUCUGAUGGCAAAGAUCAACGCCAUGGUGGAGGAAAACAACGGCUUGUGCUUCACUAAUGAUUUGCUGCAAGAAGCCGAAGCAGCCAUCCAGAAAGAAAUGAAGAGACUCCUGAAAGAGAAAGAAGAAGAGAUGCAGAAAAAGAUAGAAGACAUUGAAAGAAAACUCAACGAAGAAAAGGAAGCAAUGAGAAGACAAAUGGAGGAGCAAAAAACAGAAAUAAAACAGGAGGUGCUGAAGAAGGACAAAAAACUGAGAGAAAUGAAAGAACAGAUCACCAAAGAACAUGAAGAGAGGAAGAAAGAACAAGACAAGAGAGAAAAAGAAGAGCAGAAGUAUAGAGAUGAGAAGAAGACAUGGGAAGAAAAACUGGCUUCACAGGAGGAAUUCAAAGCUAAAUCAGAAUUUGAGGCAAAUAAGCUCAGAAUGGAGAUGAAACUGAAACAUGAUGCCUGGGAGAGGGAGCGAGAUCAGUGGAACGAGAAACGAAGCAAAGAAGAUGAAGAGAGAAAGCAGAGGGAGAAACGACUUCAGGCAGAAUACAUUCAGUUAACACAGGAAUAUGAAAACAUCAAAAAAGAAGAUGGCAAAAUCAGAAAAUGUCACGAAAAACAACAACAAGAACUAAAAGAUAAGUUCAGUGAUGAACUGAAAAACCUCAGAAUGAGUUAUGAAGAGAAAGCCAGGCAGAAAGCUGAAGACUUUAAUGAGUUCAAAGAAAAAUACAAAAAGGAUCUUGAGUAUCAGAAGCAACAACAUCAACAAAGCAUGAAAGAUAAAGAUGAAAAAUAUGAUCUUUUGAUGGCUCUUAAAGAGCGCAAAGAAAUGGAAAAGACCAAAAAACACAGAGAGCAAAUCAGUGACCUGGUGAAGUGUGUGAAGAAAGGCAAUAUAGAAGAAAUCAGCUCCUUGUUGAUGAAACAUGAUGAAGAAAUGAAACAAAAAACCACUGAGAAGGAACAGAAAGAACUGCAGAAAAACCAGGAAAAAGAACUCGUUGAUUUGAUCGAGAAACUUCUUCAGACAGAGGAGCCUCAAUCGUCCUGUGUUAUUUUGUGAGAGACAUGAUGUGACCUCCAGGGCACCAUGGUGAAGCAGCGGUUUGCCCAUACACCUCACAUCCUGCAGACUCCAGUUUGAUUCCAGUCCUUUUCUGCAUGAAGUUUGCAUGUUCUCCCUGUUUCUGCAUUGACUCGCUUCCAACAGCAAUCCAAGGGCUUGUUUGUUUGCUGACAUCCUGAAGGUCUACAUGUGUCAAAAGACUUUCAACCAUAUUGAGGCUCAUGUACUCACUGAAAUAACAAAACAACAUUCUCACAUUUAUAUUGAGAAGAGUGGAUUUUUUGGCCUCCUUCUCAUCUCUGGACUCUGUGGCUUUGGUCUGUUGUGUACUGUGUGUCUGUGUGACAGAGGGGAAGAGAACCAGCCUCUGACAUGUGACAUAUGGGUUGAUGUCGUGACACCAUGGGUUUACUUUGGGAUGUCCUGAUCAGAUUUAUUGGCCCCAAUGUUUUUAUCAGAUUUCUUUUUGGAAUUGAGCUUCAUCAGACUUCUUUUUCACCUUCUUCUUCUUUGAGAUAACUUGUUCGCUGCUGUGUAGCUGAAGCUGCUGUAGUGGAACUCUUAGAUGGUUCUUUACAACAAACAACUUCAGGAAAUAGAUCAGAUGUUUUCAAUCACAGAUUCAUUGGAAAAAGCAGAAAUCAUCCCGAUCCGAUCAGGAAAUCCCCAACGUUGGCACAUGGCAAUUCAUUUGUUUUGUGACAGAGUAUUAUUUUAGUAUUGUAGUGGUAUUAUAUUAUAUUAUUGUAGUUUCCUGAUUCAUGUUGUAAUUUUAUUUUACUUUGAUUUGUGGUAACUGCAAACUCAACUUUUCUGAAAUGUUGCUACUGCAUUCAUCUACGACGUUUGCAUCCAGCAUCAUGACUCCCGGUCUCUAUUCUGCUGGACUUGGUAGUUUUAUAGUGGAGUCACCAAAAAAGGCAAUUCCACUUGGUGAUCUGUCCAGAUGAAUGCAUUGCUAAAGGGCAACUCCGGUUUGUUGACACCUGGACCUUAUUUAUAGGUGUGUGCAUGUUCAUAUACUCACUCAGAUAAACAUCGUGCAGCUCGGAGUCCUUCAGAAGUUAUUUAGAUCCAAACGAUGU